UUUCUCAUCGGCAGCUUCCAAGUCCCAACAAGAUCAGGCAGCAGGUGUUGUUACCUACUGAGUCUCCUGGAGGAAAAGUAGGGUAUAUAUCCAAGAAUAAACAGAACCCCAUUAUGGUCCAGCGCCAAAGGAGAAUUUGCUGUCAGCUAAGUAGAUUUCACCACAGGGAAGCUGGGGGGCGGGGGAGGGGACGAAAUACUAUGCUUCUCUCCACCUUCGGCUGCCAAAAUGUCUUGGGCCAGUCGUGGUUCCCGGAAAGAUCCGCGGACCGAGCACCAAUAGCCGGCCUUUGGAUCCGCCUGCGGCGGGGCUUUAAUACAGCCCGCCAGCGGACGAGCAGCGCAGGCAACUUCUGUCUGAUCCGCCGUUUCUCUCGCGCUCCAAGCGGCCUCAAGACUCCUCCUCCUGCAGGUGAAUUACUCGACGUCCGCCGGCUUCGCGGUUGCUAACAAUGCGCUGCCGCCGCUCCUGCGCACUGGAGAAAAGGGGAGCAACACAACUAGGAGGAGGAGGAGGCGGCAGCGGCAGCGGCGGAGGGAGGGAGAAAAAGAAACGGGGAAGGAAAAAAGAGAAAGAAAGCGAGAGCGGAUCUACUCCCUCCUCCUGCCCCUGCAGCAGCCGCCGCCGCCACCGGUCAGCCCGCAGCGUGCAUUCAGCGCCGCUUUCCCACGGAAGCAGCUUCUCCUCCCUCUGCUUUCCUCGGUCCGUUCGGCCCCGGAGAUCGAAAGGAAGGCCGGACGAGCCAACUGCAACGGGACGCGGAGCUGUCAAGCGGACUUGCUGCUCCCUUCUGGAGAGUUGGAAUGUGUAGUGCAUUUUCUGUAAGUUAUUAAGAAACAAGGGAUUUCAACCGGUAAAGCUGAAGAAUGCCAUCUGAAGUGUGCCUCAGUAUUCAAGAUAUGCUGACGGGUCAGAGACUUUGCCAGUCCAGUUCUCAUAAUGAUGCUGUCCUAGCAGCUCUGAACCAACAAAGAAAUGAUGGAAUACUCUGUGAUAUAACCCUGAUUGCUGAAGAGCAGAAAUUCCAUGCUCACAAGGCUGUGCUAGCAGCAUGCAGUGAUUAUUUCAGAGCGAUGUUCAGUCUUUGUAUGGUUGAAAGUUGUGCAGAUGAAGUGAAUUUACAUGGCAUCACAGGAAUAGGCUUAAAGCAAGCUCUGGACUUCGCAUACACUGGACAGGUUCUUCUGGAGCCAGGAGUGAUUCAGGAUGUGCUUGCUGCAGGAAGCCAUCUCCAGCUGCUAGAGAUGCUUAGUUUAUGUUCACACUAUCUUAUUCAGGAGUUAAAUAGCUUUAAUUACUUGGACCUCUAUAAACUUGCUGAUCUCUUCAAUCUAAAUCUGCUGGAGAAAGCGGUGGUUGACUUUUUAGUGAAACAUCUCUCAGAACUACUAAAUAACCACCCUGACGAAGUCCUGGCGCUGCCAUAUUGUCUCAUCCAAGAGGUUUUGAAGAGUGAUCAACUCACAUCACUCAGUGAAGAACAAAUCUGGCAGCUAGCUGUGAAAUGGCUAGAACACAACUGCCGAUAUCAGUACAUGGAUGAACUUCUACAGUAUGUUCGGUUUGGGCUUAUGGAUGUGGAUACGCUGCAUACGGUUGCCCUCUCACACCCCCUUGUCCAAACUAGUGAAACUGCAACAGCACUUAUCAAUGAGGCUUUGGUCUAUCAUCAAAGUAUUUAUGCACAACCAAUUUGGCAGACCAGAAGGACGAAACCCCGCUUCCAGUCAGACACUCUUUACAUCAUUGGUGGAAAAAAACGGGAAAUCUGCAGAGUUAAAGAGCUCCGAUACUUCAAUCCUGUGGACCAGGAGAAUGUUCACAUAGCAGGGAUUGCAAACUGGAGUGAGCUGGCUCCCAUGCCAGUAGGAAGAAGCCACCAUUGUGUGGCUGUAAUGGGAGAUUUCCUUUUUGUGGCAGGGGGUGAGGUUAAACAAGCCACUGGCCGCACAUGUGCAGUACGGACUACUUGUAGAUAUGACCCCCGCAAUAAUUCCUGGGCAGAAAUAGCUCCAAUGAAGAAUUGCCGGGAGCAUUUUGUACUUGGGGCUGUGGAUGAGUUUCUCUAUGCUGUGGGAGGCAGAAAUGAGCUGCGUCAAGUUUUGCCAACUGUUGAACGAUACUGCCCUAAGAAGAACAAGUGGACUUUUGUUCAGUCCUUUGACAGGUCCCUGUCCUGUCAUGCAGGAUGUGUUGUGGAUGGUCUUCUUUGGAUAUCAGGAGGAGUAACAAACACGGCGCAGUAUCAGAACAGGCUAAUGGUGUAUGAUCCAACCCAAAAUAAAUGGCUUAGUCGUAGCCCCAUGCUACAGAGGAGAGUCUACCAUUCCAUGGCUGCUGUUCAAAGGAAACUAUAUGUUUUAGGUGGCAAUGAUCUCGAUUACAACAAUGACAGAAUUCUUGUCCGCCACAUAGACUCCUACAGCAUAGAUGCCGAUCAGUGGACGCGGUGUAGUUUUAGCAUGUUGACAGGCCAGAAUGAAUCUGGAGUGGCUGUGCACAAUGGUAGAAUAUAUUUAGUUGGUGGCUACUCGAUUUGGACAAAUGAACCCUCAGCAUGUAUCCAGGUGCUGGAUGUUAGUAAGGAAGGAAAAGAAGAAGUUUUCUAUGGGCCUACCCUGCCUUUUGCUUCAAACGGAAUUGCAGCCUGUUUUCUUCCAGCUCCUUAUGCCACAUGCCCAAACCUGCAACCUUUGCAAGUACCUCAUCACAAGAUGGGCAGCGUGUGAGAAAAGGAACCUGGCUACAAGCUUCCUCAUUCAUCCUGAGUUUAUCUUUACAUCAACGAAAUUGAAUGGUUGUGGAAUCCAACCUUGUAUUAAGUGCAGAAGCCAAAAAGCAACAAAAGGCACCAGAAUUACACCAAUCUCUGGUCUUCAAGUGGCUUUGACCAUGUUUGCCUAUUACGAAUCUUUCUCCAAGUAUCCUGAAAACUUUUUUUUUUUUGCACUUUUAUCUAAUCCCUUGCUCCUGUUUCUGUCAUUUUUGCUGCCUUGCAAAAAAAUAUAUGAAGAAAAUUCAAAGAAUUCUACUUUUCAAAAUGUGGGCUAACAAGAGCUUGGGCUGCUGAAGUCUUGAAGGCGGCUUUUUUUGGGGUGCUUGUCUUUGGAAUUAGAAACACUGAAAAUAUAUACUGUUGGGUCAACAACUCUUACUUGCAAAGGUGCUUGUAACCUUCUACUGGCUAUUUCUCAUACUUGCCUCACAAUCAGAGAGGGGCUAAAAAACGGGACAGUCAUGUAGAUAUUGUUUCAUCUGUAGAAAAGGCAGACAUGUGGCACUAUAACCUAAAGGAAGUCUCAUAAAGCAGGGAGGAGUGAGAACAUGACUUGCUACUUGGACCCAGUACGUUACCUCGCAUUGUUGUCUCCUAAGUGGUAUUUGGAAACCAUAAUUUGUUAACAUGUUGGAGAAAAAAGAUUUUAAUUUUACCAUUUUCACUUGUAAACGCUAAUACCUAAAUAACACCCUGAAAUUUUAAAAUUAAAUUUUUUUUAAAAAAAGUACUACCAAACUUGUCAGAGCAAGACUAUUGCUUUAAAGGAGUAAAACUGUAGGGGAUGUGCAAAAAAUGUUGAAUUUAAAUUGAUGUAAAUUUGCUUCAAGUUCGAAAUGAGCUAUAUCAACCACCACUGGAAGUGAUUUGAGCAGAGGUGGCUUCUAGGGUGAUAAAAACAACUUAUUUCAAAUUUGGGGGGAAAAAUUGAACUCAAAACAGGGAAUUUCAGUUUCAGAAGUCUUGCAUUUGAAGUAUUUUGCACACCACUGUAAAGCUGAUUGCUGCCUGUUCCAAGUUUUCUCCAAAGAGAUAGUUUGAACAUCUGUGCUGGACAAUUUUGAAUUUAUAUUUUCCAGCUUUUGAUGCUAUCUUGUAUAGUUACUAGAUGUUUAUGAACCAAUUCUUCAUGUUUUCAUAACUGAAAAUACUGAAGGCAAUAUUUUCAUCACUCAUUUACAUAUAUUUUGGGUUUCUGUUGUUUGAGGUACCAUUACAGCAAACAAGCGUACUAAGGCAGACAGACAAGCUACAGCCAAACAAGUGUACCAAGAAAUGCAGUAAGUGCAAGACUGGCUGGGGGUUUACUUCACAAGCAAUGAAACAAAAUGCCCCAGUGCUUUCUGGCUACAAAAGAAUCCCAACUUAAUUUACAACAGCAGUCAGCAACCUUCUGAGUUGCAAAAUCUUAUGCAAUUUUUGGUAACCUGAUCCUGAAAAUGUAGAAUUCUCAUGCAGAAUCUCACAAGAUUUGGCAGUUGUAUGGUUUUGAGUAUUUCAUUUUUUAAAACAAUUAUUUGGAUAAAAUGCAAGGGUAUGUGAACCCCCCGAUGCCCACAGGUGCUGUCCAUGUCUUGAGAAAACCAGAUGUCACAAUUAGCAGUUAACAGGUUUUGCAUAAUUGAAACACAGAAAACUAAGAAGCCUUCUUGAAACCUAAAUCAAACCUAGUAAAUUUGUGGAAAUGCCCACAUUACAAUCUAUAUUAUUUCCUCACAUUUCUCUAUUAAGUAGUCAGGACCAUUAUGUGUGGCCAGACUUUUGGCGUGUAGAAUACUCAUACACCCCCCCUCCCCAGUUUCUAUGACAGCAUAAUUUGUCUUCCACCAUCUUGAAGCACAGAAACAUCUAAUCCACUGGUAUCUGCUUUUUGACUGACGGCAGCUCCCCAGGAUGUCAGAUGGAAAAAAGCCUUUCGCUACUUGAGUCUUUAAGAUACCAGGGAAUGAACCUAGAUCCUUCUACAUUCAAACCACUGAGACACACAUCCUCCUCUUCAAGGAGCAAUGAUGACUAUAAAAGAAAAGUAGAGGAUAGAAUGUGGCUGUAAUAUCCUAAUUUUUUUUUCCUUUUAAAAAAAAUACUACCAACAAGUGUUAGUAUGAGCUUGAGGUCUGUGAGAGGGUUUCAGUGUCUGAAAAAUAAUUAAUACAAUUAUUUAUUAAUUCAUGACUCAUGUUUUUUCUAAGUUAUGUAGGCAUUAUGAUUUCCGUAUUACUGUGUUAUGAAUGCCUGAAUCUUGAAAAAAAAAAAGGAAACUGCCAUUUUACACUUCUCACUUUCUGUUUAACAUAUGCAGUAUCUACUAUAAUAUUUUUUUAUCAUUAAUAACUUCAUGUCCAAUUUCCUUCACAUUUUGAAAUUCUAAGCUACAAAGAGACACCACAUUGGCAAUUAACUGUGUUACCCACUAUAGAUUCAUAACCUGCAUGCUUGAAUACACUAACAGGUAUAAAACAAUCAAUAUAUGAAGAAUUUCAAACAAUGUGCCUCCAUUCAACAUCACUGACAUACGUGCAUAGUCUACAAUAAAAAAUAACA
Messenger RNA from Python bivittatus (Burmese python), 5317 nucleotides. The record is from RefSeq and is a predicted model, not a curated record. Lineage: Eukaryota; Metazoa; Chordata; Lepidosauria; Squamata; Pythonidae.